Messenger RNA from Aspergillus nidulans FGSC A4, 1626 nucleotides. Its product is annotated as FAD-dependent oxidoreductase. The coding region runs from base 1 to 1626 and encodes 541 amino acids. The record is from RefSeq and is a predicted model, not a curated record. The transcript is spliced from 9 exons. Gene Ontology annotation, molecular function: FAD binding. Lineage: Eukaryota; Fungi; Ascomycota; Eurotiomycetes; Eurotiales; Aspergillaceae.
AUGGGCAUCUUGUGCGCCGGUUCCAACCACCGCGCAUUUGAUAGAUUGGCAUCAAUCGGCAUUGCGCCCAUCGAGAGCGUCGGCAGCGUCAGCAAUGUCCGUGAGAUUCUGGAAAUCACGUUCUGGAGCAAGAAGCCAAACCAUUACACUGGUUUCAUCCAGUGGAGGAUGACAGUCACCAACGCAAAAUCGAUCCUAAUAGCAAGGGCACAUGAGGUUGAUGCUAUCGACGUGAGCGGGGUCAAGACGGGCGAAGCGGUCUCGCGGACUGUCCUAUUGGUGCAGUGCGAGAGAUUCGUAUAUCAGCAGUGUCUCAGCUUACUUCCUCCCACUCUGACAACAUCCCACUUUACGCGACCUCACCACCGUGGGAACAUGGACCCAGUCCUCAUCGUCGGCGCUGGUAUAGUCGGCCUGACUCUCGGACAGGCCCUCAAACAGAAAAACAUCCCAUUUGUAAUCUACGAGCGAGACCCCCACCCCGACAGUCGUGGCCAAGGAUGGGCUAUAACUCUGCACUGGGCAUUGCAAUACAUUGAGGCCCUCGUUCCCUCUGAGACCCUGCAACGCAUCCAAGACGCCCAGGUAGACCCUGAAGUUGCUCGGAACGACAAUGGCAAUUUCCUCUUCAUCAAUCUGGCGACCGGCGAGCCGAAAUUCAAAAUCCCACCUUCGAAAAGGUGGCGCGUGAAUCGGGAGAAAAUGCGCAGAGCAUUACUGGCCGGGAUUGAAGAGCAUGUGCAUUUCGACAAACGGGUGGACGGAGUGACGUUUACAGAGGACGGGCGGCCGCAGCUCUUAUUCUGUAACGGUGACGUAGAGGAGCAUGUCGCCGGAAAGCUGGUAGUGGGCAUGGAAGGCAGCCGGUCGACGGUGCGGCGCUUCCUUCGACCCGAUGCCUACCGUAACGUCCAGCUUCCGGUACGAUUUAUUGGGGUCGCAGUUGAUCUGACUGAUGAUGAGGUUGCUCCGCUGCGAAAUAUGGAUCCCUUGCUCUUCCAAGGCUGCCAUCCUGAAACGGGGGUCUACCUCUGGUUCUCAAUCUUGGAGUCACCAGCGAACAAUGUCAACGGACUCUGGCGCGUACAGAUCAACCUCUCCUGGCCUGUGAAGACAGCAGACGACGAAGUGCCCAAAACUGACAAAGAGAGGCUCGCGCUUAUGAAGAAGCGAGCGGCUGGGUUUGUGCCGUUCCUGUACGAAACCGUCCAGCGCAUUCCCGAUGGGACGCCGGUCGUUGAGGUCAGCCUCGCCGACUGGGAGUGUCUGCCGUGGGAUAACAGAGAUGGCAAAGUUACCUUGGCCAGCGACGCCGCACACGCCAUGGUCAUGUACCGCGGCGAAGCAGCAAACCACGGCCUUCUCGACAUCUUUCACCUAAUCGAAGCCAUCGCGACUAUCUAUGCUGGGGGAGACCAAAAGGUCGCCAUCGAUGAGUACGAACGUGAGAUGCGCGAGCGCACGGCGCCUGCUGUUCGGUUGAGUCGCCAGGCUUGUCUAGAAGCUCAUGUUUGGGACCAGUUGAACGAGGGUAAUGAAAACAAGCCGCAGCAAGCCACAGAAAACUAUAACAACCGCAACGGGCAUGGCACUGCUCAUGAGUCUGCAUGUUACCAGCCCAACUAG